Cuscuta campestris is the source of this 1422-nucleotide messenger RNA. The record is from the annotation of a GenBank genome assembly. NCBI's taxonomy places the organism in Eukaryota, Viridiplantae, Streptophyta, Magnoliopsida, Solanales, Convolvulaceae.
CGCCCUUUAUGUUUGUCCUAUUUAAAAGGACGAAGAUCUCCGUCACAACGGUCAGAGCUCCGGUCCAAUACCCCCCCCCUCUUCCUCCCCCAUUGUUUUCUUCCUCAUCCACUCUAUGCUGUAUACACCUUCCUUUCUACCAAUGGAAGCUUUCAACUUGCUUAAGUUCUGGCGCGGUAGUGGCCAUUACCACAACGCCGGUGCCGAUGUAGUAUCCGACGACACCGACAAUUCAACCAAAUACACCGACGACGGGAACAAUCCGGCCUCCGAAUCGGACGACGACGAGUCCGACAACGAGUCCUUCUUCGACCUGGUGUGGGACGGAGCUGAUUACCUCUGCAGGGAGGAGAAGGGGAAGUCUCAGGCCGUGAAAGCGACGAGUAAAGGCGAGACAGGCUUCGAUUUCCCGGCGUCGCCGAGAGAUGUGUUCCCGAAGCGGAAUUCCUCUCCGGUUGGUUCGAAUGUGAAGGCGGUUCCGUCCCCGAUUUCGCGGCUGAGAUCCGCCCCCAAAUUUCGCGUGUUCUUCCUAGGGUUUAAGAAGACGAAAUCGGAAAGUGACGUUUCAUCCCCUCGGAGUGAGCAGAGCAAGCGGUUCUCCGUGAGCUGCAGAGUCGCUGAUUCCGGAAGCGUCGUCUCCUCGCCGCCUUGCAGAGAGAGCAGCCUGAGAAGAAGGCUGGAGAUGGAGAAAUCGGGCGAUCUAUCUGUUGAUGAACCGGCGAAACGGUUCGCGAGAAAUGCGGAACGGAAAUACUCGUAUCUGAAACUGAUCAAGCCUCUGUACGGCAAAUCCUCCAAGCACAGUGAAACGAGCAAUCUCAUCCCCGAUAAGAUCUCGGCCCCGCCCGCGCUGUCUCCGGCGAGGGAGGCCACGGCAUCCGCGAGACGGCUAUCGGGGAGCAGGCCGGCCGGGUUCACUGCAGUGCGGAGACACCUGGUGAAGAGUCGAUCGGCGGCGGAGGCGCCGGCGCCGGCGAGGAGACGAGACGAUUCAUUGCUGGAGCAGAAUAACGGAAUCCAAAGCGCAAUUCUUCAUUGCAAGGCAUCGUAUAACUCCAUUACCACAGGAAACGGCGGUUCAAUAUUCUCACGAUCCGCAACUGAAUGCCGUCGCCAGAAAUCAACUGAUUUGCAGAGACGCAGCAUUUGAUCGAUAAUCUCUUGCAAUUAGGGUCGAUUUGUUGUUAAUUAGUUACUGUAUUAAGGAGAGUACGUAAUUAAUCAAUUUUUUAUUCAAAAAAAAGGAGAAAUGAAUUUGGGUUUGAAGUUUGAAUGGCAGGGGAAAUAGACUCUGCCCGUCCAAUAGGGGUUUGCAGGAGUAGUAGUGAGGGGUCACCUCUGGGCUCUGUAAAUUAAUUAAAGCUGCGUUGAUGACGUAUGUGUAGAGACGAAAAUUCAGAGAAAUGAAAUGAUUGAACAAUG